Molecule: messenger RNA, 2439 nt
Organism: Adelges cooleyi (spruce gall adelgid)
Lineage: Eukaryota; Metazoa; Arthropoda; Insecta; Hemiptera; Adelgidae
Product: rhodopsin, GQ-coupled-like
Exons: 10
Coding region: 403-1860 (485 amino acids)
Biological process (GO): G protein-coupled receptor signaling pathway
Cellular component (GO): membrane
Molecular function (GO): G protein-coupled receptor activity
Source: RefSeq, a predicted model, not a curated record
ACAGGUGCAAUAAGCACUUUUUCGAUUUGACAAUCGGAACUCGAUUGGUUGUUAAGUACGGUGUUUCUAAUACAAUUUAUAUACGUAUUCGCAUCCGGUUUGGGUAGUGUACGGUUUCUCCAAAUGUUUUAUUUUAGCUGUACUUGACGGUUAUUUGUGUGCAUCGUUUAACUGUAAUAAGGCGUUAAAAAUACAUAAUACAUCGGAUCCGGGUAUACGCAUCCAAAUUACAAAUUAUUACAUCGAAUCCGGGCGAAAAUAACUCCAAAGUACAAAAAACGAGAGCCAAAAAUGCGUGCGAGAAAAAAGUGUUGAUGAAUAUUACUUGUUUAAUAGUGUUAUGAUAAAAGAUGAUGUAGCAGAUAAAAUGAGCUGGAUAACCACAGAAAACGAAACGACACAAUGUCAAGCAACAUGUCAAUAUCAUAUAAGAUUUGUAUAAACGAAAAUAAAAGAUGUUAUGAUGCAGACAACAAUGAAUUGGCUAGUCCGAUGACAUAUUUCUCCUAUGGAAUUUUGUUAACUGUAAUAGGAAUUGUGGGAUUACUUGGAAACGGUUUGGUACUAUUCGUGUUUACCAGGGUAAGACGAUUAAGAGGUCCUUUUUCUUCAUUUGUUUUAAAUCUUGCGUCGGCCGACUUUGCAACUUCUAUAUUACAUUUCAUGCCCGCAGUGUCAUCUUUUAAGCAAAAAUGGGUUUUCGACGAUUUUGGGUGUAAUAUAUACGCAUUCGGAGUUGGUCAAUUUGGCUUAGUGUCAAUAGUUACUCUUUCUACUAUUGCCGUUGAAAGAUAUAUGGUGAUAACAGCAAAACCAGUUUCAGGAUCUUGGAAGCUGACUCGUCAAGGUGCGAACAAGGUCUGUAUGGUAGUUUGGAUAUACUGCCUAAUGAUAACGGUUCCUCCACUUUUCGGUUGGUCUGAGUACGUACUGGAAGGUUUUAAUACAUCAUGCUCGUGGAACUACACUGACAAAACGCUUUGGAAUCGUAUUUUUUAUAUUUACAUGUUAGUUCUCGGAUUUAUUAUUCCAGUCUCUAUCAUUACGUAUUGUUACAUAUUCAUCAUCGUAUCUAUUUUGGACCAUAACAAAGAAAUGGCAGAUUGUAACAGCAACAUUAGAGCAAUGGGUACAGAUAGCUUGGAUUGUAGGCUGGCAUUGAAUGUUGCUAGACGAGAUCAAGCAGUUCCAAUUCGAUCUGCUUUCAGAACGUCAUACAUCAUUUUAGUCCUUAUUGCGUUGUUUAUGAUCUCUUGGACGCCAUACGCUGUUGUCACAGCAAUAGGACAAUUUGGUGAUCAACAACUCAUAACACCCUGGAUUUCUGCGUUACCAGCAUUAUGCGCUAAGGCGUCGGUUGUGUAUAAUCCGAUCAUAUACGGUCUAACACACCCACAUUUCCGGUCGUCGGUCCGACAGUUUAUUUCCGGAUGCACGACGAUAGGCCAAAGCCAUGCAGAUUUAUGUCCUCCUCCUGUACGCAACAACAGACUGACCGCCAAUUGCCUAAACAAAUUUGCUCUAUUCUCAGAUCCUCUGGACAACAAAUCUAACGUUAUCGAAUUGAAGUGCGUGCGGCAUCGUAUAGCCAAACCAAACAAAGAUUCUAUAUACUUGGACUACUAUAGUGAGCCCGACUGCCGUAGUUUAACGCUGACUAUGGAACCCGAUAAAGGAUCGACGAUCAUACAAAUCGAUAAAGUUCCAUUCAAAGUAGUCUCAUCAACGGUCAGAAGUAUAAGCAUUAACGCAAAGAUCAGCUCAUUAGAGUCGCAAGAUAGCAGUAAAACUGUUGUUAUGACUUCAGUCCCAGUUACACCGACCAAUGACAACGAGUUGAAUGAAAACCAAAAAGAUUGAGAGACAAAAACAUAUCUGUCAGAUCAAUUAUUGAAAUUCGAAUUUUAAUUUAUUAGUUUCAUAACAAAGAAUUAAACUCAAUCAAUAGCGUAUAAUUCUAAAAAAAAACUAUUUAGUAGUUCAUGCUCCAAUAUUUUUUUAACUAUUUAGUAAUUCCAAAAGGGAAAAAUGAAUUACAUUGUAUAAUUAUUAUAAGUAUUCAAAUAACAUACAAUUGUUUAUUGAUAUAGCUCGUUUAUGUGGUAAUAGUAAGUGGCAAAAUUAAGUUACUCGUAUGUAUUUUUAAGGAUCAAGCAUAACGCACAAAUGUCAUAAGUGAAUUUUUAACAUUUUUACAAGCAAAAAGUUUGAAAAUUCAUAAUACCAUACCGUUAUAAUACAUAGAUAAUUUCAUACAACUUUUAUUUUCCAAAAAUAUGCGCUUACGACAUUUGUGCACUGCUACACCAUCGAUAUUAUUUAUUUUAUUUUUUAGCUAUUACUCGCACUUACAAUUAUGUAAUUAUAAUAGUAUUAUCGAAUCAUUUAAGAUAACCCAGUGAACUGUUGUAUAGGUUUUUAUUUGUAUUUAGCCAGUUU